GAGGCUGCUUGAGUCAUGCUCGCUCGCCCGCUUGCCGCUCACCCGUGGACCAGAUCCCUGCUAAACAUUUAGCUUGGACGCGGGCCCAGUCCUGCACACUGCUUUCAAUUAUCUGAGCCCGAGUCCGAGGAGCGAGGGGAGGAGGAGGAGGAGGAGGAGGAGGAGGAGGUGGUCUUCCUCCUUCCUUCCCUCUUUUUUUCUCCUGUGUUUUCACUCCACCGCAGAGGCAGAGUGAGGUAAAGACCAACGUUUCCAGCGAUGCAGCGCACAACCAGCGUCUGACCGCAGCGCUCGACAUGCUGCAGCCGCCGCGCUGCGCUCUGUCCCUCCUCAUCCUCCUCUCCCUCGCCCUGCCGGCUGGCGGACAGGCGGCAGGAGGAGCAGCAGGAGCAGCGGACGUCAUCCAGGUGAUGUUCACGCCCACGGUCUGCAAGGUGCUCUGCAGCCAGAACGGAUGUGUGAACUCGUGUCAGAGAGGGAACCUGACCACGCUGUCCAGCAGCGCCAUGGACCGGAGGGACGGCUCCCACGGACCGGGCUCCCACGGACCGGGCUCCCACGGACCGGGCUCCCACGGACCGGGCUCCCACGGACCGGGCUCCCACGGACCGGGCUCCCACGGACCGGGCUUCAGAGUCUUCGUCUGCCCGCUGCUCUGUAAGAACGGGGGAGUGUGUCUCCAGAGGGACCGCUGUCUGUGUCCUCCAGGCUUCACUGGGAGGUUCUGCCAGAUCCCCUCGUCCUCGUCCUCGUCCUCGUCCUCGUCCUCGUCCUCGUCCUCGUCCUCGUCCUCGUCCUUGUCCUCGUCCUCGUCCUCGUCCCCCAGCCAGGAGCUCAGCCGCUCGGAGUUCCUGCUGCCGCUCGCUCACAGCCAGGAAGUGGAGACAGCCGGAGCUCCCAGCCCGUCCAUGGUGAAGGUUCGAGUGGAGCACCCCCCCGAAGCCACCGUCAACAUCCACAGGGUCAUCAAGCUGUCUGGAUUCAGUCCCAGCCUACGGACGCUGCCCGCCCCAUCCUCCUCAUCCUCCUCAUCCUCCUCCUCCUCCUCCUCCUCCUCCUCGGGCUCGGCUGGCGCCCCUGCCCCUGCAAGAGCUCGGGUCCAGGCCCAGACGGUGAGGGGGGGCGGGACCUACACACAGCAGUCUGGCUUCAAGUACUGUUUCAGAGAGGUGAAGGACGGACAGUGCAGCUCUCCUCUUCCCGGCCUCAGGAGUCAAGAGAUGUGCUGUAAAGGCAUUGGGAAGGCCUGGGGCAUCACAGAUUGUGUCCUCUGUCCUGAUAACACAGUUAAAAACACCAGCAACUGUCCAGUUGGGUUUGAACACAGCAAUGGGACGGAGUGUGUGGAUGUGAAUGAGUGCCUCCAGCCGGGGCGUUGUGAGAACGGUCUCUGUGUGAACACCAGGGGGAGCUAUAGCUGUGUGUGUCAGGCGGGGUUCAUCCUCGACGCCACACAUGGAAUCUGCAUCUCCCAGAGUGUGAUCUCGGAGGAGAAGGGUCAGUGUCACCGGGUCCUGGGUCCUGGUCUCGGACCGUCCUCCUGUUCUCUUCCCAUCCUGAAGAGCAUCACCAAGCAGAUCUGCUGCUGCAGCCGGGUGGGGAAGGCCUGGGGCCCCAGCUGCGAGCGCUGCCCCUACUUCGGCUCGGUGGCCUUCAAGGAGAUCUGCCCCGCCGGACCCGGGUACCACUACUCCGCCUCGGCUCUUCAGUUCAACCAGAGAGUCAACGAGCAGCUGGGCGGCCGAGGAGCUCAGCUGGUAACCCAUGGCAACCAGGACCGCCACGGUAACCAGGACCGCCACGGUUCUGGUUCUGGUUCUGGAUCAAGUAGCAGCAGUGCUUCAAGUUCUCAGCCUGAACAAACUUCAUCUGCUGGAGGGAGCAGCUCCAGACCUGGACCAGCUGUGACCACACACAGUCAUCCACAAGCUCCACCCCAGCCUCCACCACGGAUUCAACCACAAGCUCCGCCCCAGCCUCCACCACGGAUUCAACCACAAGCUCCGCCCCAGCCUCCACCACGGAUUCAACCACAAGCUCCGCCCCAGCCUCCACCAUGGAUUCAACCACAAGCUCCGCCCCAGCCUCCACCACGGAUUCAACCACAAGCUCCGCCCCAGCCUCCACCACGGAUUCAACCACAACCUCAACCUCAAGCUCCACCUCAGCGUCCGCCCCAGCUCCAUCCUCAGCCUCCUCCAAUCUCCCGGUCCUCUUCUCGGCCCGUACAGCCCAGCACCGGGGGCGCCACGGCCGGCCAGGGGGGACUGUUGGACCAGCAGAGCCAGCCGGACUCCGUUCCAUCAUCCAGGGCUCAACAGAGGCCAGCGUCCAGUGGGAGUCAAGCAGGAGCUCGCUCCUCCUCCUCCUCCUCCUCCUCCUCCUCCUCCUCCUCCUCCUCCGGGUCUCUUCCUCAGCAGCUUGCAGACAGAAGGGACACUCGACCGGCUGUGAACUCGACACCCCGACCCAACAAAGUCCUCACAGUGCGAGGUGUGUGUGAGAGCAGACCAGGCGUGUGUGGGCGUGGCCUGUGUGUGGAUCAGCCCGGUGGGACACACACGUGUGUGUGUGACGAGGGAUUCCAGCUCGGCUCCCAGCGAACACACUGCCAAGACAUUGACGAGUGUGUGCAGAAUCCCUGCGGCCACGGCCGCUGCGACAACACGCCGGGCAGCUACAGGUGUGUGUGUCACCUCGGUUACAAGCUCAGCGGGAACACCUGCACAGGUAAACAUGGCUGUGGAACGACUGUAUGCCGAGACGCCUCGCUGGGCCGGAGUGGCUCUGAAGUCUGCUUCGUUUCAGACGUGGACGAAUGUCUGGACCCUCUGCAGUGUCCCGGGCAGGAGUGCAUAAACUCUCAGGGCUCGUACCGCUGCCUGUCCUGCAGGCCAGGCUACGGACUGCUCAACAGGCUCUGCACAGACAUUGACGAGUGUCGUCAGGCUCCGUGCUCCAAUGGUCGCUGUGAGAACACACCUGGAAGCUUUCGCUGUGUCUGUCAUCAUGGUUACAAGCUCAAGAACAACACCUGCACAGAUAUUGAUGAGUGUGCAGAACCAUCUCAGUGUCCUGGGCAGAUGUGUGUGAACUCUGUGGGAUCUUACAGGUGUGUGUCCUGUCGUGCUGGAUACACACUGACCAACAGACUAUGUACAGACAUAAACGAGUGUGAGAACUCUGAGUCGUGUCCCGGUCAGCAGUGUGUGAACACUGAGGGAUCCUACAGCUGUGUGGACUGUGCAUCUGGAUACCAGAGUGUCAGUGGAGAGUGUACAGAUGUGGACGAGUGUGCGCAGGAUUCCCAGUGUCCGGGGCAGCAGUGUGUGAACACGGUGGGUUCGUACCGGUGUGUUUCCUGUCAGCCGGGAUUCAGCAGCCUGAAUGGCGUCUGUCAAGAUGUGGACGAGUGUGUGCGUGUCGGAGUGUGUGAGGCGGAGCAGCUGUGUGUGAACACGCCCGGCUCCUUCAGGUGCGACUGCGCGCCCGGGUAUCGAACCGUGGGCCUGGGGCGGCAGUGCAGAGACAUCGACGAGUGUGUGGAGGGCGACCUGUGCUUCUCCCGGGGGGAGUGUGUGAACACACCCGGCUCCUUCACCUGUGUGUGUUCCCCCGGGUUCAGACUGAGCGCCAACCGGACGGCCUGUCUUGAUGUGGACGAGUGUGUCAGGCCUGGUGUGUGUUCAGAUGGAAGAUGUGUGAACACUGACGGCUCCUUCAGUUGUGUGUGUCAAACCGGCUUCACCAGCAACCCUGAGAGGACCGCCUGCCUCGACGUAGAUGAGUGUGUGUCCUCUGGUGGGUCCGUGUGUGUGUCUCAGCGGUGUGAGAACACCAUCGGUUCGUUCCGCUGUCUCACUUCCUGUGAGCCGGGCUACCAGGGGACGGACGGCGGCCGGUGUGCAGAUGUGGAUGAGUGUGUGUCUCAGCCGGGUGUGUGCGGUUCGGCUCGUUGUGUCAACAUGGCGGGAUCCUUCCAGUGUGUGUGUGACCAAGUGGGACUUGAGUUCGACCCCCCCAGCAGAGAGUGUGUGAGGACAGCAGCAGCGAGACUCCCCUCCUCCUCCACCUCCACCUCCUCCUCCUCGUCCUCGUCCUCGUCGUCCUCCUCCUCCUCCUUCUCCUCCUCCUCCUCUUCCUCCUCCCCCUCCGCCCCCCCUCACGCUGUGGACCUGCCCCCCCCUCGGCCCGGGGAGUUGAGAGAGUGCUACUACCACUUGGCGGACCGCGGCACCUGCAGCCUGCUGGCCACCAACAGCAGCCAGCAGGAGUGCUGCUGCACGGUGGGGGAGGGCUGGGGCCUGGGCUGCCAGUACCACCGCUGCCCCCCCACACACACAGCCCAGUUUCUGUCUCUGUGCCCCAGUGGGAGAGGGUACAUCACAGCUGGAGCAGGGGCCUUCAGUUACACUGAUGUGGACGAGUGUAAACGCUUCCAUCCAGAGGUGUGUAAGAACGGCGUGUGUGUGAACAACAUCCCGGGAUACAGCUGCUACUGCUCCAGCGGAUACGUUUAUAACAGCACACUGCUGGAGUGUGUCGACCACGACGAGUGUGAGGAAGAGAGCUGUGUGGGCGGAGUUUGUGUCAACACGGUGGGCUCGUAUUACUGCAGCUGCCCGCCGCCGCUGGUCCUGGACGACACCCAGAGGAACUGCGUCAACUCGUCCCACCUCACCGUGGAUGAGAACCUGUCGGUCUGCUGGCAGCAGGUCUCUGCAGACCUGCUGUGUCAGAGUCCUCUGCUGGGGGCUCAGGUCACCUUUACCGACUGUUGCUGUCUGUAUGGAGACGGCUGGGGGAUGGGCUGUGCCCUCUGCCCUCCAUCCGACUCCGAGGACUACGCCAGCCUGUGCAGCUCCGUUCCUCUUCCGGUGUCGCCGGACCUUUAUCCAGACCCCGCCGGGCCUGAGGCAGGAGUGCGAGGAGGAGCGGGGGGUGGAGGAGGACUCUUUCCGCCGUACGGUCUGGACUUCUUCCCUCCUGUUCUGGUUCCCGGCAGAGACUUCAGCCGGUCGGACUAUGAGGAUUACCCCCCAGCAGGGGGCAGCAGGCGGGGCUUCGGGGGGCGGAGCCCCGCCUCUGUCGGCCUGCCGGAAGAUUCGUACCGUCGCCCUGACUUCAGCACCGGCUACUUCUCUGAAGGAGACUUCGUCCCCCCCUCCGACGGCCGCACCCCCUCCCUCCGCCUCCCCGCCGACCCCCGGGCCGACCUGGGGUUCGGGGCGCGGCCCGACGCCCCCGCCCUCAGCCUGGCGCCGCUGCCCGGCGGGGAGGAGGGGGAGGAGGAGGACGGGAGGUGGAGGCCGGGGCCGCCGUUCCCCCCGUACGGCGACCGGAGCAGAGGAGGAGCAGGAGCGCCGAGGAGGCUGUACGAGAGGCGUUACGAGUCCUAUGGCCUGAGCGCCGCUGAGGAUUGUGGGAUACUGCACGGCUGUGAGAACGGCCGGUGUAUCCGCGUUGCCGAGGGUUACACCUGCGACUGUUACCCCGGAUACGAGCUGGACAUGACCUCCAUGACCUGCAUCGAUGUAAACGAGUGUGAGGACAGUGUUGCCAUGGAGUUUCCGUGUGUGAACGCUCGCUGUGUGAACACCGACGGCUCGUUCCGCUGCGUCUGCAGAAGAGGAUACGUCGUGUCGCGCAGAACCAACCACUGUGUGGCUGCGUAGACCGCCUCGGACCAGAUCUGAUCCGGGUCAGACCUGACGAGACCGGGUCCAGACCGGACCAGACCAGAUCCAACUGGCUGGACUGCAGCAGCCUAAUCCCUCCUGGACUGAACUCUUCUGUUGCACCAAAGCAGCUCAUUUUAUCUUUAGCACUCGUCUUUAUUUAGUUUUUAUUAGAAUUUAUUUUUCAGCACAACUAUUUAAAGUUUUUUUUUAAUCUCACGUGUUUUAUCGUUCUUAACUCUGCUGUGCCAUUUCUUUAUAACCUGAUCAUUAUUUAUUUGAACACGCCUGUUUUCAGCUCCACUCCAGCUGCUUUUCAUUGUUUCUGUUCGUUAGUUUACCGAGAAGGAAAAACCCAAAUGAGGCGCGUCCCGAUUGGUCGCUCUCACCGGACAUCAGCUGUGUUUUUGUGCCCGAUUGCUGCAACGCCACAGGUGAAACUCUCAGACUCCGCCUUCUUUUCUGUCUGGAGGACUGACGGAGGAAGAAAGUCGAUCAAUAGAAUUCAGCAGAUUUCAUCAUCUAAAGCUUGGAAGCUCUCAUCUCUGCUGAUUGUUCAGAUUCCAACGAUGAUCUGCUGACGUGCCGCUAGCCGUUAGCCACACCGGUCGCUAACCUGCUGCUAGCCACACCGGCCGUUAGCCACACCGGUUGUUGAUCAGCCGCUAGCCAUUAGCAACACCGGCUGUUAGCCACACCAGGUCGCUAGCCACAGCGGUUGCUAACGUGCCGCUGGCUGGUUGUUAUGUGAAACUACUCAAACAUAAUUAAAGGUCCAGAUCAGCAGAGCUAACUGAACUGGAUCCCUUGUGGAAGUGUCAUCAUGAUGAUUAGCUAACGAAGCGCUCUUAAGCUCUGUUGAAGUGGAACAGAGUCUGAACUCACCGUCAGCUCCUCGUCUGUCUUAUACGAAUGUGAAGAAUCCAAUAAAGGUCAAAGUUCA
This is a messenger RNA of Salarias fasciatus (jewelled blenny), 6621 nucleotides long. Its product is annotated as latent-transforming growth factor beta-binding protein 4-like. NCBI's taxonomy places the organism in Eukaryota, Metazoa, Chordata, Actinopteri, Blenniiformes, Blenniidae. Gene Ontology annotation, molecular function: transforming growth factor beta binding; calcium ion binding. The record is from RefSeq and is a predicted model, not a curated record.